Mizuhopecten yessoensis (Yesso scallop) is the source of this 2245-nucleotide messenger RNA. RefSeq lists its product as uncharacterized. The record is from RefSeq and is a predicted model, not a curated record. NCBI's taxonomy places the organism in Eukaryota, Metazoa, Mollusca, Bivalvia, Pectinida, Pectinidae. The coding region runs from base 52 to 849 and encodes 265 amino acids. The transcript has 2 exons.
UGGUAACGGGUUACGAAGCAGGACUGUUAGAAGAUAUCGGGUGGGACAUUGAUGGUGAAGUAUAUCGAUAUGGCAACGGCUUCAAUCGAAGAAAACAAAGAACUUUCAGAGGCAUUUGACGUUAUUCACGAAUAUCCAAGGAACCGCUGCGAGGAAAGCGACGAGAUCGUACAGGGAUUAACAGCUUUAUUUGAAAAUUUCAACAAGGAUUCGAAAGGAACACCCGAGAUUAUUCUUAAAUCGGUCACUUUGGCACGAGUGUUUAGUUUCCCAAAGAUAAGUCCUAAGAUUGCUCGCUCUCUACUCGUGGUUUUUCGUCAUGUCUGGAAAACUUACUCGGAUUUCUACAGUGUCCCUGAGCAUGCCACACUUAGCAGUAACCUGAAGGCAAAUGCCUUUGGCUUCCUGUGUAAACUAAAGGACUCGUUAAGUUGUCUGAUUUCGCUCAACGGAAACAACUCUGAUCCAAAACGGAUAUCAACUGCAUGUUCCGAAGUUCCACCAUGUGGCACAGGAAACGAAUUUCAUGCUGAAGUGCAGUCUGAGAUUCAGGAGUUGAAAAAACAGAAAAACAAAGAAAAAAGUGAAGAAACUGAAACUCGAUAUCAAGCAAUAGUUGAUCUCCUUGACUUGCACUGCAAUCUUGCAGUUUUGAAGGAAUUCGUUUUUCUUUAUAUAGUCAUUCUAUGCAUUGCAAAUGGAAAUUCGCAGAAUACUGCCGAGGGUUAUUUUAAGGUUAUUGAAGGUCAACGUAUGGACAGGGAUUCUACAUUGAAGAUACUUUUUGAACCAGAAGCUGAAUUCGCUGGUGUUUCUGCUGUAUUUAUGAACGGCGAUUGGCCGAUGUGAAAAAUGCUAAUCAAAAGGAGUCUUUCAUGUCAACUUGAAUACUUAAACAGAUUAGCUGGGGAAAAGGUCAUAAUAGUAUCUUCUGAGGAUAAAACGUUUGCAAUGUUUCGACAUCCAUCAGGAAAGAUCAUACCGUUCACACAGAAGAAAUAUCUACGUGUGUUCCAGGACAAGCGCACGCUGUUUAUCAUGGAAAAGGAAACUGAAGCGAACAAAACUUACUUCGUGAUUCGUCUUGAUAGGCAAAGGGAAAUGGCGUUAAUGAUCAAUGACAAUGCGAAAGGAAAUGCAAUGGUGGACACAAACGUGCCUGGCGAAAACGGCCAGUUCAACCUGGUGCAAUUGGCUAAUGACAACGUAAUGCUUUCAUGUGUGAAACAUCCCACACGCUUUGUUACUAUGACUAGCGCUAAAGAUGACGCCUGUCUUGAGACAAAGAACAGCGGAGCUGGUUUGAACAGUCAGUGGAGUAUAGUCGUGUUACAGAACAAAACAAUCGAGAAGCCAAUGAUAUCUGUCUUCUUAAAAUGCCUGUCCGACUGCAGGCAAAACACAUAAAUAGUUUCACUUCAAUUGUUGUACAAACAGUAACUUCAUCUUAAUUUCGUGUUAGCUAUCAGUGUAGCGUGACUUGACCAGGGUACACUGGUGUGACUAAGUAGCUCGGAUGGUCAGAGCCACAGUACUACGACCAGAAACCAGGGGUCGAAUCCUGGCCUAGCCCAGUUGGUUAGAGCCACAGUUGCAUUUGUACACUCGGAACACCAUCUAUAUUUUUUUCACCAUUAAUUUUAUUAAUGUUUCCCAUUAAUGUUUCACAAGUGAUGUUUUUCUUUUAAGAUUAGGUUUAUUAAAGCUGUACACAUGCCGGGAAAAGUAUCUGAUUUAGAGUUACUGUGUUAAGAGUCUGAAUAUGAGGACUAAUAUAAUAUCUCGCUCAUUUCGGGGUGAAAGGGAAAUCUCAGCCCGAGAGGAAAGAUUCCUGGGUUGCCAAACACGAGGCUUUGGCGAGUGUUUGGCAACUAAAGAAUCUUUUCCCGAGGGUCGAGAUUCCCCUAUCUCAUUCUUAAGGGGUGAAUGAUUCUUGUUUCUACUACCCUGUUCACCUAUUGUGUAUCAUAUAAAUAAUGUAGUGUUAAAGUUAAAGGCUACAUUUAGGGUUGACGUGACGUUGAUGAAUGGUUGACGUAAUGUCAUGUCCAGGGUAAGAGAACAUGGGAUCAAUGGUAAGUGCAUUAAGACAACAUGACUGUAACUGAACUAUAUAUUUUCAGUUAUACAAGUAUUAAAUGUUAUUUAACAGCGAACAAUAAAACCAAAAUAUUCCUUGUUAUGUCGUGUAAAGGUGUUUUAAUGACAUGCAUACCAAAAACGGCGACUGUCUUGAAGCAAAGAA